Molecule: messenger RNA, 2594 nt
Organism: Pyrgilauda ruficollis (rufous-necked snowfinch)
Lineage: Eukaryota; Metazoa; Chordata; Aves; Passeriformes; Passeridae
Gene: BCL2L13
Product: BCL2 like 13
Exons: 7
Coding region: 85-1506 (473 amino acids)
Biological process (GO): apoptotic process; regulation of apoptotic process
Cellular component (GO): mitochondrion
Source: RefSeq, a predicted model, not a curated record
GCUGUGGCCGCUCCUCCACCUCCAGUUCCUCCCCGCGGCCUCCGCAGCCUUCCCGGCUCCCCAGAGCGCAGCACAGCCAUCCCGAUGGCGUCCGCCACUGCCGUGCCUGUAGGAUUUCACUAUGAAACCAAAUACGUAGUGCUCAGCUACCUGGGCCUUCUAGCACAGGAGAAGCCACAGGAGCAUCCUCCUCCUCCUCCUCCUCCAACUCAAGGGACUCAACAACAGCCUAUGGCACAACAUGCUCUGGAGAAAGAGGCUUUGGAGAAGAUUAAAAUAGAAAUCGAGGAGGAGCUAAAACGUCUUGAUGAAGAAAUCUUGGAAGCAUUUACCACCACAGGGUUUGACUGCCACACUUCCCCAGUGUUCAGCCCUGCCAAUCCAGAGAGCUCAAUAGAAGACUGCCUGGCUCAUCUGGGGGAGAAAGUGUCCCAGGAAAUGAAGGAACAUCUGCACAAAGCACUGCAGAGCUUGCUUAGCAAGCCGGUGACAUAUCAGGAAUAUCGGGAGCGCACGCAGGAGGCAUCUGCUCAUGCCAGUGGGUGGAACAAGGUCUUGGUGCCCCUGGUUCUGUUACAACAAUUUCUGAUGGAGCUGACCAGACGGGGCCAGGAACCACUGAGUGCCCUUGUGAACUUUGGGGUGACAUACCUAGAAGAUUAUUCUGCAGAUUAUAUCAUUCAGCAAGGAGGAUGGGGAACAGUCUUCACUUUGGAAUCCGAAGAGGAAGAGUAUCCCGGGCUCAUUGCAGAGGACAGCAAUGACAUCUACAUCCUGACCAGUGACAACUCAGGGCAGGUGAGCCCCCCGGAGUCCCCCACGGUGACCACGUCGUGGCAGUCGGAGGGCCUGCCCGUGUCCCUGUCGGCGAGCCAGAGCUGGCACACGGAGAGCCUGCCCGUCUCCCUGGGACCUGAGUCCUGGCAGCAAGUGGCUAUGGAUCCCGAAGAAGUCAAAAGCCUGGACAGCAAUGGAGGGGCUGAAGAGAGGAGUGAGAACAACUCUUCCAACUCUGACAUUGUUCACGUGGAGAAGGAAGAGAUACCAGAGGGGAUUGAGGAAGCAGUGGUGCCAGCUGGGGCUGCAGAGACCAUACAGGCAGCCUUUCCAGAAACCUCUGCUUCUUUACAGGAAAUAAAACCUCCUGAAAUUGCUGCUGCUGAAAAAGCACAUCCCUCUGCACUUCUGCGUACAAAACAGGAGGAAAAGGGAAAAGCAGCUGAAGAGCUUGUUGAACCUGAAAUCCCCGUGUUAAGUAAACCUGUCCCAAAGUUAGCCCCAUCAGAAGAAAAGGCUGCACCAGAACCUGAGAAAAUACUGCUUCCAGGGGAAAAAAAAGUGGGGAAAGAGGGCCAUUUGGAAGAAAUAGAAGAGAAAUCCUCAGCUGCAGAGGAGAAGCCUAUCCUGUUGCCAGAAGGGAAAUCUAUACUGCUGUACGGCGGGGCUGCCGCGGUCGCUAUAUUGGCUGUGGCAGUCGGAGUAGCGCUGGCGCUUAGGAAAAAGUAACGGAGCUCUCUUGAGGAGGAGGGAGGAGAGAAGAGAGCACAUCCAAUUUUUGUAGUUGUGUUACCUAAAGGUUGAGCUGCCUGCUGUUUAAUUGGACUUUUGAGUAACUCAGUGGUGAUGAGGUGAGGUUGUUCAAUAAGCCUCCAGCUACGGACAAUCAUGUUUUUAGUAGAAUCGGGGAGGGGACUGGUUUUUCGUGAUUAAAGUACGGGGGUAUUUUUAAAAAAAAAACAAAAAAAUCUGCAAAUUUAAGAACUUAAAGUGCAGGUGCUGAAGAAAGGGGUGCUCAUACUCUAGGAACUGGAACAAAGGAUCCCCAGGGGAAGGGGAGAGCCAGCUGCUGCCAGCCCCUGGAGAUUUUGGCUUCUCAGAUUGAACGCUAUUGCAGCUGUGCUGUCUUGUCACUUCCCGUUGCGCCCCGAGCCCCUCCUAACAAACAUUAGCCAACCUGAGUCCUGUAGCGAGAGGCUGGUGUCCCUUUUGUCUCAGCUUCCUCUCAGGUACAGCACUGCUCCUCAUAACCUUCCAGGUUCCUCCUAAGCCCCAGUGGGACAGUGCUUAUUCUUACCUCUUGGCUCACACUGGUUUUGGCCCCUAACGUUUACUGGAGCCCCAUCCUGUGAAGAUGCUGCCUCUCUAUAGCUGUAUUAUCUCUGAGCAUCCUGGUGUUGUUGGGGCAGAGGUGCUGCCCAGGAGGGUGGGAGGGACACUGCUAUUUGCUGGUUUGAGAAUCCAUUUGCUCUGCUCCUGCCCAGCCCACUAUACUGCAAACCCUUCAGUUACCAGAGGUACGAAAUGGAUGCUGGGCACGGUGCCCUUGGGAUCACUAUUCUGAUAUUUGGGGUAUAUUCAGCAAAAAUAGAGCAAACCCGUGUGGAAGCAAGGCCAGUGCCUCAAGUGCAAUUCAGAUGUUAAACGCUCUGCUGUCCUGUGUCACGCUGCAGUCUGCAUUGUCUUUCCCAAGUUAAGCACAGAGUGUAUUUAGUCCUAACUCGGUCUUGCCUGUGACAGAAUCCCAGAUAUAUAAAGCAAUGGAUUCUAGUAACUGAGCAAAAGAGCAUUAAACAUCUCUAUCUGCUUGUUCCUGA